Molecule: messenger RNA, 2273 nt
Organism: Entrophospora sp. SA101
Lineage: Eukaryota; Fungi; Glomeromycota; Glomeromycetes; Entrophosporales; Entrophosporaceae
Source: the annotation of a GenBank genome assembly
AAAAAUAUAAUUCAGUGUAUUCACCAAAAUCAUGGUUAAAUAUGAAUAUGAUAGCUCAUAAAACCUUUUUAAAAGUCCUUGAACCAAUAUCAAUAAUGAUGGAAAAAAAUUAUAUACCAGAUAAAGAAGCACCAAAUUCAUUUAAUGAAGAACUUUGGAGAGAAUAUUUCAAUUGUCUUUUAUGUCUGCUUACCAGUAGACAUCUAGUGAUUGAAGAUUUCACGCCACAAAAACGUCGUGCAAUAUGGAGGUUGGCAGGUGAUAUUCGUGGACAAGGAGCAAAAUUAUUAUCAACAUUAUGGAAUGCUAUUGGAUGGGAACAGGGUAAAGAAGGGAAAAUGGGUGGUUAUCAAGUUCGAUUCAUAAACACAUUAUUAGGUCCAAUGUUAGAAUUGUGUCUGUCUCAUCAUGAUGAGUUGCGUUCUGCUGCCACCACUGUUUUAUUCAGCAUGAUAGUAACACAAUAUAUGCUAGAAAAAGAUUUGAAACAAAUUGAAUCAGACAUUAUUGAUAUAUUUGAUAGACUUUUCAUGUCUGAAACUAAAGGUGACGAAAUGUCUUGCUCAUAUUUUAUUGCACAAUUGAAAGGAUUAUUUGAAGAAUCUUUGGUCGAUAUGGAUUUAAGAGACGCAAUGAUAAAGUUCUUGGAUUCUUUGAAUGAAUUUUUAGAACUUUUACUUGGCGUUCGUGAAUUACCCGAGGGUGAAGAAUUCCAGGAUGAUCGAAUUAUGUGUACACUCAAACUUAUGAAAUUCAUAAAAACUAUUGAAAGGAAUCAGAUUUAUAUCAAAUAUGUGCAUCAGCUUGUUCAAAUGCAAAUCAACAGUCAUAAUUUUGUUGAGGCAGCAUUAACACUAAAAUUACAUUCAGAUUUAUACAAUUGGGAUCCAAAUAUUGAAGUGGAAGCAUUACCUGAAUUAAAUUUCCCUAAACAAUCAGCUUUUGAUAGAAAGGAAAGAUUAUAUAUUCAAAUAUUGGGUUAUUUUGUUAAGGGAAAGGCUUGGGAAUAUGGUAUAGAAAUAUGCAAAGAGCUGGCCAAACAAUUUGAGUGUACCACAUUUGAAUAUCAACGUUUAAGCAAUAUACUUAAACAACAAGCUGUACUUCAUGAGAACAUUAUAAUGAAGGAACGCUAUUUCAGUGAGUACUUCAGAGUUGGAUUUUAUGGUAGAGGAUUUCCAGCUAGUUUACAAAAUCGACAAUUUAUUUAUCGUGGUUUUGAAUGGGAAAAGAUUGGUGCAUUUUGCGAACGUAUGCAGAACAAACACACACAAGCUCAACUACUUAAAUCAAAUAGCCCUCCAACUGAUGACAUUCUUCAUGGAGAUGGUCAAUUCCUUCAGGUGACAGCCGUAAAACCAGAGCCUAAUAAAGAUCUCCCUGUAUUUAAAGGAGAUGUUCCAUCAUCUAUUCGCUCCUAUUAUGAGUAUAAUUCUGUAGACACAUUUAGUUUCUCCAGACCUGUGAAUAAGAAUCCUAAUGGCAUUAAAUCUGGCAAUGAAUUCUUGGAUUUAUGGACAGAAAAAACCAUUUUAGUUUCUAAAGACCAUUUUCCAACUGUUUUACGACGAUCUGAAGUGAUCAAAAUGACUGUGUUUGAAGUUUCACCAAUUGAAAAUGCAGUGACUACAAUGAGAUCCAAGAAUAAAGAAUUAUUAAUUUUAGAAUCUAAAUAUAGAGCACUUCUUAAUUCAAAUAAUGUGGGAACUGCCAAGGUCAACACUAAUCCUUUAACAAUGUCACUAAAUGGAGCAGUGGAUGCACCUGUAAAUGGUGGUGUGCCCAUGGUGUUGAAAUAUAAUUAUGGGAUAGUUGUUAAAAAACCUUGGACUUGUGAGUUUCCGGUUGCAAGGCGUGAAGAAUGUGGAAACGUAAGAUUAAUGCGUUGGAUGGCUACUAAAGGUCAACAAGUUAAAGUUGGUCAGAAAUUUUCUACAUAUUUUAGAAUGUCCCAUGAAUAUCAAACACAUGUAAUUGUGGAUUUGUAUAUAUCAGAUAAUAUUACAACAUAUAGUGAUGAGCCUGGUGUUUACAAGUUGGGAAAAUUUACAGUAGAAGUGCCUGAUGUUCAUUUAGGAAAAAAUAGACGUACCGAAUAUGAACUUUGUUUUGAUCAAGAUGAAAUUACUGCAACUACUAAGACUCAUAAUGGAAUCAAGGAUAUAUCAAGUUCUAAAGCACUUAUUAUUGACUUUAUUAUUCACGCAAUGUCAAAUAUCAAAUUAUGUGGAAUUUUAACAUUUCAAUUAAAAUGUAAAUAUUUUCAAAAUUGA